GCCGCUGCUGUCGCGUUUGACAGGAUCUGGAGCCGGAUUCGGAGUGGGUGCCGGAGCCUGGCAGCGCUGUAGGAUGGACCUCCCUCACCUCACAAGUCCUACCGACCUCCCCAAGCACAUCCUGGAUAUCUGGGUCAUCGUCUUGAUCAUCCUGGCCACCAUCCUCAUCAUGACAGCGCUGGUGCUGUGUCCAGCCACUGCUGUCAUCAUCUACCGAGUACGAACGCACCCCACACACAACGGCAUCGUCUGAGCCACGGGCAGUGGGGGAAGGCCGGCUCGCUGGGCUGGGGGCUACAGCCAUGGGACCCUGUGCCAGGGACCUUGAUGGGGCA
Messenger RNA from Sturnus vulgaris (Common starling), 335 nucleotides. It is a transcript of the gene SMIM3, whose product is annotated as small integral membrane protein 3. Lineage: Eukaryota; Metazoa; Chordata; Aves; Passeriformes; Sturnidae. The record is from RefSeq and is a predicted model, not a curated record.